AUGGUACGCGCUUUUGCGAGGAUCCCGACAGUCAUGCUUGCCCAAGCUGCAGCAGCAUUCUGCGCGCUUUUGGUUCUGGCCGGCGGGGACGGAAUUCCUUAUUCUACCCAGAGAUCGUCACGUCACACUUUAACCUUUAUUCCUCGUUCUUCAAGGCAGCCGGAACGCCGUUAUUCCUACGAGAAUACGUCAUACCAGCAACGCAACGUACGCCGCAACAUCUACGAGGUAAAUGCGCCGGCUUCCCAAGAAGAUGCCGUUUCUUACUUUGCACACCUUCUCAACGCCACACCUAACCCGGCUUUUGCCCCUAUUGAGGUUCCAGAAGGUGACUUUUUAUCGUUGACUAAGCAGGUCUCGACUGUCGGACCCGCCACCAACGACACACCUUCGCUGAAAUCUAUUAUGGACGCUGGUACUGAUGUGUUCAGGAUCAAUUUUUCACAUGGUACACGUACGUCCAAAGUACAUCUUUUCCGUAUCAUCCGUCAGCUCGAGCUCCAGCCGUCACCUGAGGGCGCUUCAUCUUCCGGUAGCUUUGUGCUCAGCCCUAGGGCUAUUCUUGGUGACAUUCAGGGUCCUAAGUUGCGUAUUGGAAAGUUCAUGCCUAACGCCGAUGUUAAGGGCAAAGGUAUGGGUAACUCCGACGCCGACUACGUUGACUUAAAGAAGGGCGAUGAGUUCACUUUUGACACUGCCGACGUUAAGGGUACCCUUACCCGUGUACAAUUCAACUACCCUGAUAUUUUGAGGGGUUUGGAAGUUGGUAAUGUUGUUUCCUUGGACGAUGGUAACAUUUCUAUGCGUGUCAUUGAGGUGAACCAAGAGGCACCCUAUGUAAAGGCUGUUGUUCUUAACGACGGUGUCCUAUCUAGCCGCAAGGGUCUGGCAGUACCUAAUGUCGCCAUUCCUGUCGAUUUGUUAAGCGAAAAGGACGUGAAAGACACUGUUUUCAGUUACGCUGCUGGAGCAGACUUCCUCGGUGUCAGCUUCGUCCAAAAGACCCAAGACAUCCUUUACAUCAAGAACGUCUUGAUUGACUUCGCUGAAAGUCCUUACUUGCAGCCUCUGCGCAACCGCAUGGACGAGCUGGGUGUUUCUUUCGAAAGCAAGGAUGAAGAGGACCCAGAGCUUGAAGCUAUCCUCGACACGUACUACCAUGAGCAUUUCUUGCCUAACAAAUCUAAAUUUAUGACUGCGAUCCCUAGCAAGGAGAAUGUUGGUCUUGGAAUCAUCCCCAAGAUUGAAAAGCAGCCUGCUCUUGACGACAUUAACGGCAUUCUGGAGGUUUCAGAUGGUCUCAUGAUUGCCCGUGGUGAUUUGGGUGUCGAAACUGAACUUACCAACUUACCCGUCACCCAGAAGCGUCUGGUCCAACUCUGCCGUCUUGUCUACCACAAGCCUGUCAUUGUUGCUACCCAAAUGCUGGAAACCAUGCGUAAGAACCCCAAGCCUACUAGGGCAGAAACCACCGACUGUGCCAACGCCGUAUACGACGGUGCUGAUGCUGUGAUGUUGUCUGCCGAGUCUGCUACUGGUUUGUACCCAGCCCACACUGUGUCUGUACAGCGUUUGAUUUGCCGCAACGCUGAGCGCGACCCUCACUUCUCUGCUCUUCAGAUUAUGAAGGAGAUGAUGCUUCACCAAGACUUGCUCGUUGGUUUGGGCCGCCUUCGUCCUCGUGAGGUGGACAACAUCAACAAAUUGAUGGAGCUUGAUUUGAAAACCACCAGAGACUACGAAGCCCGUCACGCGGAUUUGGUUGCCUCAUCUGACAGACUUUCUGAGACCCUUGCCACCAUUGACGUAGAUGCUCUUGCUAUUCACGCUGAUGACGUGGGUGAUCUCGUCCAGUGGGUUGCUUCCAAGCGCCACACCAUGCCAAUAAUCUUCCUUACUACCAAUGUGGAGCUUGCUAGACGCCUACAGCUUACAUGGAGUGUAAAGCCACACAUGCUACCUAUUGGCGCCAACGCCACGACAUUCGCACAAGAAAUUGCGCCACUAUACGUACAACAAAAAGGUAAAGUACUUAUGGUGGAGAGUUCUGAAAACAAGAUCAAAUCCAGCCUCGUAUUCGAGGUUCUCUAA
Babesia sp. Xinjiang is the source of this 2091-nucleotide messenger RNA. RefSeq names its product Pyruvate kinase (gene pyk). The transcript has a single exon. Gene Ontology annotation, biological process: glycolytic process. The record is from RefSeq and is a predicted model, not a curated record. Gene Ontology annotation, molecular function: pyruvate kinase activity; potassium ion binding; magnesium ion binding. Lineage: Eukaryota; Apicomplexa; Aconoidasida; Piroplasmida; Babesiidae. Gene Ontology annotation, cellular component: cytoplasm. Bases 1 to 2091 code for a protein of 696 amino acids.